AUGACGACCGACUCUACUGAGCACCAGCGCGUAAGCGAGCUGUUCGCCGAGGUGGUGAGCAGCUCCAAGUCCCUCGUGGGUGGCUACCUCUCCAUCGACGCAGCAUCUGACUCGGCUUCCGUGCAAUUAAUCUGGGACAAAACGGAUCUGGUCAACAAUGUGACGCACAAGUUCCAGACCCACCACCACGUGAGUUCCCUCACUCAAACGCAGCCAAAAGUGCUCGACACGGGGUUCCCCACCGACUGGUCCAGCGACUACACGAGCGUUUCGCCCUCGGGCAAGCGCGGGGUGACCCUCAAACUGGAGAAAUCAAAGGGAGACAGCUCCGUCGAGGGAGUUUUCUGCGUAUUCGAGGCCAACAAGCUGGUGUCGUCGUUCAAAACGCCUAAGACACUUCAUGGAGCCAUUUACUUAGGAGAACGAGAAGGUGGCAUCGCCUGGUCGCACGACGAGAAAACGAUCGCGUAUGUGGCGGAAAAGAAAGUGACCGAGUCUCCUGCGUUCUGGGAGAAUAUUAACAGCAAGAAGGAGAAGAAAGAAGACGACAAAGAGUCGAAAACCCCACUUCCGGGCUCGAAAUUCGAGUACGUCGAUGAUUGGGGUGAACAAUAUGAAGGCAAGAAGACGGCGUCCAUAUUCCUCGCCACAGUGGCGACUGGAAAGAUCGAUCAAGUGAAAAAUGUAUCUGAGAAUUUGACGUGUGCUGACGUGGCCUUUGUGCCUGGAGACAACGAACUGGUAUUUGCCGCUACCGAGACGGACAAUCCCAAACGUCUGGGCAUCAUUUACUGCUAUAAUCGACCAAUUACACUGUAUCACGCUGUGCUAAACAAAAAAGACCAGACCCAAAUUGUGGUCACAAAAUUGGAAUUUAUAUCCAAGGACAAGGAGAGUGAAGAGAUCGGGACGAUGAGGAACCCGCGGUUCUCUCCGGACGGCAAACAAUUGGCCUUCCUAGCGACACGAGACGUGGCUACUCAUGGAACUUGCAGCUUCUUGUGUGUCAUGGAUUGGGACACCAAACAGACGUCGACGGUCAUUCCCAUCAAGGAUGAACCUGACGCGUCGGAACUUGACGUCACGAAGGCGUUUAACGGACUUUUCAUGGGGUCAUUGCGUAAAAACGCGUGGUCUGAGGACGGGAAGUACAUUUUAGUGGUGACUCAAGUGGGCUCUCGCGUACUCUGGAAGUACGUCGAAGUGGCCACGAAGACUCUGAUAUCUCCAGAGUACGUCGACGGCUCGGGAGUGGCUGUCGAGUCCGUACUAGACCGCAAAGACGACUAUUAUCUUGUCAUGGUGUCGUCUCCUACUCGUCCUGCUAGUGUCUACCUCGUGCACAUUGACCCAGCGACGGGGAAAUAUUUGAAUGCUCCAAUCAUCCUUGAUGACCAAAAAGGAGUCACGCAAUAUAUUAAACGGUGGGAAGUGUAUUCCAUCCCCGCGUCGGUGUCCGAUAUACCUGCGGCAGACAAGAAACUACCAGGAACACCGUCGGUAUUGAAAAAUCUACUGAUCCCGUCGACUUGUAGCUCGAGUGACUAUGAAGCGACUGUCAUGUUGCCUAGUAGUACUCCUCCAACUGACGGGUACCCCGUCAUCUUGGAACUACAUGGAGGACCACACGGCAACUCGCCGGUCAUGUAUCGACACAUGUGUGACUUCUGGGCUGCUCUGGGCUUCGCUAUCGUUACCGUCAACUAUCGAGGAAGUACUGGCUUUGGUAUCAAGGCGCUAGAGUCGUUGAUCGGGAAAGUAGGCACACAGGAUGUGUACGACUGUCACUAUGCUCUAUGCUACUUGUUAGAGAAAAGCUCGAGACUCGGUUUAUCGCUCGAUAAGUCGCGUGUGCACUGCUCUGGUGGGAGUCACGGAGGCUUCCUGGUUACGCACCUUAUAGCGCAGUUCCCGGGCUUUUAUAAGUCCAUGGUUACGCGUAACCCCGUCACCAACUUGUCCAGUGUGUUCUACACAUCGGAUAUUCAAGACUGGGGUCUGGCAUGUGCAGGUAUCCAGAGGUUCGAGUCUAUUCACACGUCUCAGAAACUUCAGAACUCUAAGGAUAAACUACCUCCUCUGAGUCCGGACGCUCGUCUUGCGAUCCUAAGUAAACUGUGGCAGCAUUCGCCUGUUAGCAACGACCUCAGUAAGGUCACGACUCCUUCUCUCUUCGGACUGGGUGGGAAAGAUAAGCGCGUGCCGCCAAACCAAGGACUCGAGUACCGUGCGACCAUUUCAAGCUACGGAGUGCCGACGCAGCUUCUGUGGUACCCAGAGGACUCCCACCCGUUGGGAUCCGUGGAGGCGACUGGAGAUUUUGCGGUCAACUGGGGACUGUGGCUGCUUAAGCAUAACCCCAAGUAA
Messenger RNA from Phytophthora infestans T30-4, 2367 nucleotides. RefSeq names its product acylamino-acid-releasing enzyme. Gene Ontology annotation, biological process: proteolysis. The transcript has 2 exons. The coding region runs from base 1 to 2367 and encodes 788 amino acids. Gene Ontology annotation, molecular function: serine-type endopeptidase activity. The record is from RefSeq and is a predicted model, not a curated record. Lineage: Eukaryota; Oomycota; Peronosporomycetes; Peronosporales; Peronosporaceae.